CAAAAAUCGUCUUGCACCUUCAUAUACGUCAAAACUGCAACGAAAAUAGAGCAUCAUGGCAAAAUCCAGAUCUUCGAGAGCUUCACCGCGAUCCGGUGGAAGCAAGCGGGGGGGAACUGCACCCGCUGCUACUGUGCGUGCAGCUUCUCAGCGUCCGCCUGGAAGCGCGCGCAAGAUGAGAAAGCAAGCAGAAAAGGCUGCAAUGGCGGAGCAGGAAGAUGAAGAUCAUGAGCGUCGUUCUGCGUCUCCAGGCGCGAUGAAACAACCUGUGACGACCGCCACGCCACACAAACGGCAAGUGCGAGGAGCAGGGGCGGCGAAGGCAAAAAAUC
Messenger RNA from Amoebophrya sp. A120, 332 nucleotides. The record is from the annotation of a GenBank genome assembly. NCBI's taxonomy places the organism in Eukaryota, Dinophyceae, Syndiniales, Amoebophryaceae.